AUGUUAGUAAAGUGGAAACACAGCCGCCAUGUUGGAGAAAUGUUUCUAUAUUUUCUUCCAAGAAGGCGACAAAUUUUAAAGUAUUUCGCCUUAAUUCUUGUAGUUUUUAUUAUUGUUAGACUAUUUUCUAAAAGCGAGACACCCAGCGAAGAACCUGGACUGCCUAUCUUAGUCGUACAACAUGGAAAUGAUCAAUACUUCAGGGCAAAACCUCCACUCAACUUGGAGACCUAUUCCAAACAGCAUAUGCAAUGGGAAAUGCGAAAACAAACCAGUUCUUCAACGUCUGAGGUGACGUAUGGUAAACUAAACGUUCAUAUAUGGGGCGAAAUAUGCGGGUACGAUUUAAACAGUUUAAAAAAUCAUGUAUUAUUUCCAAAAUAUCCGCAAAGGCGUUUACACACUCACACAACAGGCUUCACACAUGGGAUUGGAAACAAUGAUUUUGGUGAAAGGAUAUUUGGGUUUUUGCUGCCAAAAUCAACCGGGCUUCAUAGCUUUCGUAUACUCGGGAAAUCCGUGGAGGUUUGGAUCGGCAAAAAUGCCGACCCUUCAUCCGCAGAGCUAGUGUACCAGAAUUCACUUUCUCACAACUCGGUUGGGAAAUUUGAAUUGAAAUUAGUAGCUAAAAAUAAGUAUUACAUAGAAAUACUACACAAAAAAGGUAACCAAGAUGACGACUUUGCAUUAACGUGGAAGGUUCCUGGUGGCUCACACUUUGCAGAGAUUGGCGGCUCGGAUAUAUCGGUAAAGGCUUUGGAUGCCUAUUUACGAAACGGCGAAGUUGAUAGUACUGAGCCUAAUUUGGAAAUUCCAACCAUACAUAGAAAAAUUCGAUUUCCAAUACUUAACGAGCAAGAGCAACAGCGAAAUGACUUGUUCAAGCUCCCGCUUAUCCCGGACAAAGUCGUUAAGAAUGUGUUAACGAGCUGUGAUUAUAAGCCAAGUUAUAUAGUUGAUCAUACUUUGACGAAUUAUAAAGGUGUUUGGGAGACCCAUUAUAGUUCGUUAUAUCCAAUUGACAAGAGCAAUGUGACUCGCGGUGGCUGGGUGUGUCUCGGUAACGAUGGUCUCAAAGAAAGAGAGGCUGUUCAAAUUGUUGAGGAAUAUAUGAAAUCAUUGGACAAAAAGAAUUCAGGGUAGGUACUGUAAUUGUUAUGCCUCGUUGCGUUCUAAUCCAUUGGGUUCCAGAAAAGAUCACCCCACAUGGAGGAAUAUCAUAAUAUCAUAGCUAUCGACAUUUGUAAUAUCAUAGCUACCGAGACAAUAAAACAGUUCCAUUCAAUUGAAUUAGUUGAAAUGAAAAGGCGCAUUUGCUUUUGAUACUAUUGACUAUUGGGAUGUUCAUUAAUUAGGUUACGGUUGAUUUUUCUUGUCUUUUUGAACAUUAAUGUAAGAGGUUAAUGCAUAAAGAUGAGUGAUGAUUAAUUAAUAGUAACUACAAUUGUCCCAUGGGAUCAUUAGUUUCUAAUUGUCCCUCAUGUUUUAGCAAUGAGGUAAAUUAGUCAGUAGCCCAUUAAGCGCCAGCGUUUUCCCCUGGACAAGUAAAAUCGCCUGGUGUUAGACAGAGUAAAAUAAUAAAGUGGGAUGCAAUGCGACUCAAUGGGUUAAUCACAUAUUGCGAGACAAAGGAUUUCGAGGUAGCUAUGAUAUUAAUAGAUUGAUAUUAUAAAAGUAACAGCUUAACAUAGCUUUCACUCAUUGUAUUAAACUCAUACCUUUUUUUAGGAAAUACAAACUAAAUCGGAUCCUUAGUGUGGAAAAAAAUCACGACCCUCUCAAAGGAGAUCGAUACCUCCUAGAACUAGAAAUUGAAGAUAUAAAAACCAGCGAAUCUUACAGACUUUCAGAAUAUGUGUACAAGCAAAAGGGCCAGACUUCACUAUGUGCCCCACAUGCUUAUAGAUGGAGCAGAAAUGCCACUGUAAAUAUUGUUUUAACUGUCGGUGGCCGGCAAGGCAGAUGGGUGCAGCACUUUAUAAAUAAUCUUGCAGAAAUUUAUCGUCAAACAAAAGAUCAGAAUCUUAAUGUCAUCAUAAUGGAUUUCCAUAGCAAGGAUAUAAAUAUCGAGGAGGCGUUAAAGUUGAGUGGAUUGCCACGUUAUAUAUUGCUUCAUAUGAAGUCGAAGUUUCAUAAGACAAUUGGGCUACAGUAUGCAAUGAGUAUUGUCACAGAUCCAAAUGAUAUUGUGUUUGUGUGUGAUCUACAUCUUUAUUUGCCGGUCACUAUUGUUGAUCAUAUAAGAAAGGUUUGUACUGUAUUCAGUGUAUUGCUGUUUUAAUAGCAGAUGUUGAUACCUCAUGUUCUAAUUGUCUGGCUUAUUUCUUUAGCAUUGUAUUCAAGGGAAGACGGCAUUCAAUCCUUUAUUAAUUCGUCUUGACUGUGGAUAUACGGCCAGUAAUCCCAAUGGACGCUGGGAACAUGACGGCUAUGGACCCAUUGCAACAUUCAAGUCUGAUUGGGACAGGUAAAGUAUGCAAAAUAUUUUUACAGUACAUACUUAUUUGCAAAAUGUUGUCUUGUGGAAUAGGCCAUUUGCAGAACCUGGUCACAUGACUGCCCAACCUUUAAUUUAAACUAUCGAGCAGCACUGACUAAAUUACCAAUGCCUGGAAAUGGAAAGAGGAGGACUGGUCCACAAUAGUAAAAGCCAGAGUUUCAACUCCUUAUGUUAAAUACAUGAAAAAUGGAAUUUAAAUAAAAUGAAACUUUGAAAGGAUUCGUAUGGCUAUGACAUAAUCUUGAACUGUCUUUGCCAAUGUUGGUAGUGCCAAUAAAAUGCACAAGCUUUUGUUGGUAGGGAUGCGACUACCUGAAAAUAUAUAUUAUAAUAAUAAGGAGAAUUUCGACGUUUCGUGCGAAGGCCCUUCGUCUGGAGUUACUAGCCAUAGAAGGGUGGGCCUUCACUCGAAACGUUGAAAUUCUCCUUAUAGAUGUUCAGGUAGUUGCAUCGCUACCAACAAAAGCUUGUUCAUUUGUAUGGCUGGCAUGUUCUAAUUUAUAGUUUAAGCUCAAGUCACUUUGAAGGUCUGGUGGCUACCAUGAAUCCUAAUCUAACAUCCAUGAUAUUAAAAAUCUAAAACAAAACUGGUUUACGAUUUCUAUGACAAGGUUUUAUUUGCUAAUUUUAUGUGUGUGUAUGUACAGUACAACGAAUUUUCUAUGAUAAGUUUUUGGUUUUCUGACUGCCACGAUAGCUAUUAUUAGCUAUUACAACAUAGAUCAUUGGCCAACCACAUGCAAAUGCCAAGUCCAAAUUAGCCUGCAUGGCAGGCAGUCCCUAAUAUCGGGCAAGUCCAAAUUUUCUUUGUUGACCCAUACAGACGAGAAAAAUUUGUACUUUGCCAAGUAUACUUGUCAUAGAAAAAUUGCCAACGUUGCUUAUACAGAUGAGUAAAUAAAACUUGUCAUAUGGAAGACUUGCUUGUCUGUAACUGGCUUACAAUUUUUAUACAAAAUUAUACAUUAUACUACAUAGUAUCACAAUACAUUAUAUAUUGCCAAACUUCAUAAACAAAUUUCAUAUUUCAUCAUUUUAUUGCAAUUAUAUUAAUUUCUUGCAAUUAACAACAAAUGGUUAAAAAUAAGACAACAGUAUUGUUUAUAACGUUUUUAAAAACAGCAACCUUUGUUACCUGAAGAUGGAGUAACACUCCAAAACUUUGUAAACAAUAAAGUUGUUUUAUUUUUAAGCAUUUGUGGUCGUUGUUAAUUCCAAGAAAUAAUACAAAAUGAGGCUUAGAGACAGUUCAAUACUAUUAUUUAAAAAUUAUUAAAAAUUAUAUUAAUCAUCGAAAAUAUUUCCGUAGGUUUGGAGGUAUGAACGUGGAAAGAUUCAGACAUACCUGGGGAGGCGAGGAUUGGGAUUUGGUCGAUAGGAUAUUGUCAGCCGGUUUGGAAAUUGAAAGAUUGAAGAUUUUGAACUUCUUUCAUUUCUACCACACGAAGAAAGGGAUGUGGAAAGAUUCAGAAUGACAAACACAUACAGUGUCCAGUAAGUACUUUUGUAAAAGUUUAAAAAUUCUUGUCGAUGACAAUGUGCUUAUGACUGUUAUGCAAUGAAAAUCAGGCCAUUCCGGGAAGGAAGGGGUUAGGGGAGCAAUGAAUUGCAAUCCUUGAGCCUGUUGGGCGUGUGAUCAUUUCCUUCAUUCCGAAAGCACUUGAUUUAGAGGGAAUUGUUUUUCUAUGUUACUGUACGUAACACAUGCUCUUAAUGUACUUGCGCCCGCUGCAGUUUAUACGAUUACAUUCAAAAAUUUUAUUUUUCGAUACAUUUCUCGAUGGGUCGUUCCAGAAAAGAUCCACACUCCCCCCACGGAGGAAAUUUCUGCUGUCCGGAAGGGGAGGGGAGAAAAAAUUGUUUCUGAUAAUAGUAAAUGUAUUAGGACAUCCGGAGGGGGUAGGGGGGUUAACUUCCUAUUUCCUCCAUGGGGGUGGUAUGGAUGUUUUCUGGAAUGACCCAAUCGGCAAACAACGUUAAAAAGCUUGUUUAGUGCUUUAUCUGUGAUAUACAUGUAUUGCUCUAAAAUGAAGAGAUUUCAGAUGGUAUACCAAAGAGAAAAUGAUGUCUGAAGUACAGUAUUGACUGCUGCUGUAAAUAUGGCGUCACUUUUAUUUUUUGCUAUUUUAUAUUUCUCAACCGGCAAAUGCAUUUAAAAAGGUAGCGCAAAUGUACAUUGUGGAUAUGAUUAAAUGCUCUUUACAUCCAGUAUUAUGUAUAUGCUUAACAAAUUACAUACAAGAAAGACCUCGGUCCGAUAUUUCUCUGACAGGGUGCGAUGAUUCAAGAUUUUUAGUUGUACCUGACUGGUACGCCAAUGGUUGUUGCCGCGUACUUGAACUAGACUAGUACAAACUCAGUACUCGAUGUGUAUUUAGUGAUUUUAGUCAUUAAAAUAAGGUUCAUAAAGUACUGGCUUCUGAAUAGUAUAUGUUCAAACUAUAUUAUCCGCAUUUUACAACAUUUCGCAACGAAACUUUGGAAUAUUACUAAUUUUGUGAUGCUCUUUCAAUUGCCAUGAUGGAAUUUUGUCUAGACUUGUUGAGAUCAAAAUUUUGGUUAAUUGGGGAAUGGUCCAUUGUCGGGCUGGCCACGCCACUUGUCUGAAGUUCAGAAUUUACUAUUGCUGUAAAUAUGGCGUUACUUUUAUUUUUUAUUAACAGGCAAAUGCAUUUAAAAAGUACAUGCAUGUACAGGCAUCAACUAUUUCGCUGACAUCAGAAUGACGUUUCGUCAAAACUUUUUUCUUCAAAAUUGGUUUAUAAAACAAAUUUGGCAUAGGGUUAGGUUAGGGUAAGGAUUAGGGUUAGAGUUGGUGUUUGGAGUAGGAUUAGUGUAAGUAAAACUGUUGCUUUGUUACGUUUUGUUACUUUGAGGCCAGCGAAAUAAUCUCAUCCGCAUGUAUACAUUGUGGUUAUGAUCAAAUGCACUUUACAUCCAGUAUUAUACGCUUAACUAAUUACAUACAAAAAAGACCUCGGUCCGAUAUUUCUCUGUACAGACCUCACGUUCUGUUAAUAAGAAGUUAUUAACUUAGUCAGUAACUAUUUAUAAGAGUGAAACAUAAUCAAUCCAUUUAGUGGAAUUAUAAAUGACAUCAGCACGUGAUAUUCUCUCUGAAAAUCAUCUCUGAAAACUACAUGGCUUUGGUAUGUCUGCACUUGCUAUGGUAUCGACUUUCCCAGUAUUUCUUCAUAAAUUCCUUUACAUUAAUUUUCAAACAUAACAUAACUUGAAUUCACUAAUGGUUCUUCCAUGUCCAUGGGCUAAAAUUAACCAGGUUGCAAUUUUAAAUAAUCUAGG
Messenger RNA from Paramuricea clavata, 5803 nucleotides. The record is from the annotation of a GenBank genome assembly. NCBI's taxonomy places the organism in Eukaryota, Metazoa, Cnidaria, Anthozoa, Malacalcyonacea, Plexauridae.